Molecule: messenger RNA, 2721 nt
Organism: Panicum virgatum (switchgrass)
Lineage: Eukaryota; Viridiplantae; Streptophyta; Magnoliopsida; Poales; Poaceae
Product: wall-associated receptor kinase 2-like
Exons: 4
Coding region: 100-2622 (840 amino acids)
Biological process (GO): cell surface receptor signaling pathway; protein phosphorylation
Cellular component (GO): plasma membrane
Molecular function (GO): ATP binding; calcium ion binding; polysaccharide binding
Source: RefSeq, a predicted model, not a curated record
CUAGCUAGCUAGCCGGAGAGCGCAGCUCAUCCAUUGGGUCAGGUGUGCGUGAAUUUCUCGAGGUCCACACACUUUAAUUUGUAGUUGUAGCCUGCUACAAUGUUGCAAACCUCUGCAGCAGCGGCGGCGGUGCUGAUGCUGGUGAUGGCGGCGCUGCAGCCCCGGGCGGCCGCAGCAGCAGCCACGGCGCCGCCACCGCAGCAGGCACCGGUGAUAGGGCAGCCCAACUGCACCACCACGUGCGGGAACGUGAGCGUGCCGUACCCCUUCGGCCUCGGGCCCUCCCGCUGCUACUGGCGGGGGUUCAACCUCACCUGCGACACCAGCCACAACCCACCCCGGCUGCUCCUCGGCGACGACGUCGACCUUCGGGUCGCCGACAUCUCCCUGGAGAACGCGACGGUCCGCGUCAUGCGCGCCGGCUCCAUCAUCAACGUGACCGGGGACGCCAUCACCUCCGACGGCGCCUGGAGCGUCCCCUUCGGCCGCGCCUUCACGGAGCGUGGCUACCUGCUGUCGUUUGUGAACAAGCUCGUCGUCUUCGGGUGCGACGUUGUGGCGACGCUUCUCGCGCAAGGCGGCGCCGACGACGGCGAAACCGCCCCGGGACUCAUCGGCGGCUGCGCCAGCUUAUGCACAAAGGCGCGCAGCGACGACGAGAUCUCCACAAACACGCACGACGUGACAGGGAUCACAAGGCAGUGCACCGGCACCUCAGGCUGCUGCCAGUCGCCCGUCACCAUGAUCACCACGCCAAGUGAAGUGCAGGCCAAGCGAAUCUACAGCGGAAGCACCGCCACCGCCGCCGCCGUAGAGCAGAAGAAAAAUUUGCCAGUGAACGUCUUCGUCGUUGAGGAGGGGUGGUUCGACCAGCUCAACUGGUCGGUGCGCGCCGACGAGGUCAAGGAGGCUCCCUUCAUUCUCCAAUGGGGCGUCACGUCGGGCCUGCCUCAAGCCCCGCGACACUGGGGCCAAUGCGAUGACGGCGUACACCGCAUGCUGUGCAAGAGCAAGCACAGCUUCUGCUCGACCGCCUUCCCAGCGGAAGGCUAUAAGUGCGGUUGUGACAAUGGUUACCAAGGCAACCCUUACCUCCCCGGCGGAUGCCAAGAUGUCGAUGAGUGCAGUCUCCCACCUGAACAGAAUGGGUGCUUCGGCGAAUGCAUCAACACGAUCGGGAACGGAGGCUUUACGUGCCACUGCAACAAGGGCUACCAGGGCAACCCUUACAUCACUGAUGGAUGCAAAGAUAUCGAUGAGUGCAACAUCACAACAACAAGGUGCUUCGGCGGCGUCUGCAAGAAUUUGCCUGGAAAAUUCAAGUGCCAAUGCAAUCUAGGAACAUUUGGAAACCCCUACAAGCCACACGGUUGCAUCAGCUUAUCCAAGGUCUUGUCUAAGUUCAUAACCAAAAAUAAAAUUGCUUUGUCAGCUGCUAGUGGCCCAGUGCUUCUGCUCGUGGUUCUAGGAAUAAUGUUAGUACCCCGUAAGAUUGAGCAGCAUAAGAUGAAGAUAAUGAAACAAAAGCACUUCAAGCAAAACCGUGGACAAUUGUUGCAACAGUUGAUAUCACAAAAUGCAGACAUUGCGGAGAGGAUGAUCAUACCACUGGAUGAGCUUGCAAAGGCAACAAAUAACUUCGACAAAUCUCGUGAGCUUGGUGGUGGAGGGCAUGGUACUGUUUACAAAGGAAUCUUGUCGGACCUACAUGUCGUAGCCAUCAAGAAGUCAAAGAUUACUGUCCAGAAAGAAAUAGAUGAGUUCAUAAAUGAGGUAGCAAUCCUCUCACAAAUCAACCAUAAGAACGUGGUCAAACUCUUUGGAUGUUGCUUGGAGACCGAGGUGCCAUUGUUGGUUUAUGAGUUUAUUUCCAAUGGAACCCUUUAUCACCAUCUCCAUGUUGAAGGACCAAGGUCACUAUCAUGGGGCAAUAGGUUGAGGAUCGCAACUGAAAUAGCUACUUCUCUUGCCUAUCUUCACUCAGCAGUUUCAACCCCAAUAAUCCAUAGAGACAUCAAGUCCAGUAAUAUACUUCUUGAUGACACAUUGACAUCAAAGAUAUCGGACUUUGGUGCUUCAAGAUAUAUUCCGGUGGACCAAACAGGGUUGACAACAAGGGUUCAAGGAACAAUAGGAUACUUGGAUCCAAUGUACUUUUGCACCAGUCGCCUUACCGAGAAAAGUGAUGUCUAUAGUUUUGGUGUAAUUCUCAUGGAGCUGCUCACUAGGAAGAAACCAUUCUCAUUUCUAUCCACCGAAGGUGAUGGCCUUGUUUCCCAUUUUCUCAACCUACUUGAUGAGGGAAAUCUCGUCCAGAUAAUAGAUCCACAAGUUACAGAGGAGGGAGGCCAAGAAGUCCAAGAAGUUGCUAUGCUUGCAGCAUCCUGUAUAAACUUAAGAGGUGAAGAAAGGCCAACAAUGCGACUGGUGGAACAUACCCUAGAGGGACUACGGGGUUCCAAGAUGUAUAAGAAUGAUGAUAUAGUAGCAGUAGAAUUUGGAAAUGAUAGAAUUGCGGUUAAUUGUCUGCCAUCAACUAAUGAAGGCCAAAGAUUUCAAGAAUCAAGCAGAAGAUACAGUAUGGAGCAGGAGAUGAUGAUGUCUGCGAGGUACCCUCGGUAGCACUGUGUGCUCUGUGCCUUAUGCAUUAGCAUAAGAGAUUAGUUAACUUCUCCUAGCAGUAAUUUGAUGUGUGAUGAUAAUAUUAGCGGGAUCCUCUCA